GCAAAUAAGCUUUUGUUACUUUGUGCCAAAAUGGAGGAUCCUUAACUCUCUCUCUCCUUCUUCCCCCCUCCGCUACUUCUCUUUCCAAACGCUCUCUCUCUCUCUCUCUGCUUCUAAAACAGAAACAAAACCCUCACAAUUGAAAUCUUCACUUCUCUUCUCCUGCUACAAAUCCACAAAUCCAAGUCACAGGUAACAAAAAGAAUUCCGAGUGUUUUUAUUCUUAAUUCUGAUGUCUCCACCACUACUUGGUGUUGUGGAGGAGGAGGGUCAAAGUAAUGUCACUCUACUGUCUUCUCCGGUCUCUGCAGAAAGUGCAUGCCUGAAUGGUUUGGAAUUGAAAGAGCGUAACUAUAUGGGUCUGUCUGAUUGUUCUUCCGUGGACAGCUCGGCAGUCUCUGCAGCAUCCAAUGAAAGAAAGACUAGUUUAAAUCUGAAGGCUACUGAAUUGCGGCUUGGGCUUCCUGGGUCUCAGUCUCCAGAAAGGCAUCACGAGCUUUCCCUGUUGAGCUCGGCAUUACUUGAUGAGAAACCCUUCUUCCCUUUGCAUCCCUCAAUUGAUGGUCACUACACCUCAACACAGAAAAAUGUUGUUUCGGGUAACAAGAGAGUGUUCUCUGAUGCCAUGGAUGAGUUUUCAGAGAGCAAGUUUCUGUCAAAUUCGGAGGUAAAUGCAAUGCUCUCACCCAGGCCCUCACCGAACAUGGGAAUGAAACCUGGCAUGUUGGAGAACCCUGGAGUUCAACAAGCUAAAGUGAAAGAGAUAGCAGCCCCAAAGGCAGGACAAGAGAGACCUCAUGCGGCAAAUGAGACCAGACCACUUCAUAACAGCUCCGCAAACAACAGCAGUGCACCUGCUCCAAAGGCACAAGUUGUGGGUUGGCCACCCAUCAAAUCAUUUAGGAAGAAUUCCCUUGCCACCACCUCAAAGAACACAGAAGAAGUUGAUGGUAAAGCAGGGCCAGGUGCUUUAUUUAUCAAAGUCAGCAUGGAUGGUGCUCCUUAUCUUAGAAAAGUGGAUUUGAGAAACUACUCUGCAUAUCAGGAAUUGUCUUCUGCCCUCGAGAAGAUGUUCAGCUGUUUCACCAUAGGCCAAUAUGGAUCCCAUGGAGCUCCAGGAAGGGAGAUGCUGAGCGAGAGCAAGCUGAAGGAUCUGCUGCAUGGCUCAGAAUAUGUUCUCACUUAUGAGGAUAAAGACGGAGACUGGAUGCUUGUUGGCGAUGUUCCCUGGGAGAUGUUUAUUGAAACAUGCAAGAGGCUGAGGAUCAUGAAGAGCUCUGAUGCCAUUGGCCUAGCCCCAAGGGCCAUGGAGAAAUGCAAAAACAGGAAUUAGCCAGCUGUUCGCAUGAUUUGUGCUAUCCAUCCAGCAGCCUUUGAGUGUUGAAUUUGGGAAAUUAGUAAGGGGAGCAGGAGUCAGGUUUCAGGUGGGGGUGCAAGGGAUAUGAUAAGGUGCUGGAAAGGGUAGAAAGAUCAUGAUUACCUGCGGUUUUUAUCUUAGUACGUUUAUGUUUCUGUUUCAAGAAAAUUAUCUGUUUAGUCUGUUAAAAUUAUAAAUCUGCAAAGACCUGCAUUUGGGAGUGCAACUGCAAUUCUAUGCUUCGAGAGUCUGGAUCGUUUCCUGUUUCGUACAGGACUUUAGUUUGUAAAGUGCAUUGUUUGUUGAUCUUUUUUUUUUUUAAAUUUUAUUUGAACUGGAUUUGUCAAUCUCUACUGUCAGUUUGUGUUGAAUGGAGUAUGGUAAAAGACCUUAUCCAA
This is a messenger RNA of Populus euphratica (Euphrates poplar), 1755 nucleotides long. Its product is annotated as auxin-responsive protein IAA9-like. The record is from RefSeq and is a predicted model, not a curated record. The transcript has 7 exons. Gene Ontology annotation, biological process: regulation of DNA-templated transcription. Gene Ontology annotation, cellular component: nucleus. The coding region runs from base 233 to 1333 and encodes 366 amino acids. NCBI's taxonomy places the organism in Eukaryota, Viridiplantae, Streptophyta, Magnoliopsida, Malpighiales, Salicaceae.